Molecule: messenger RNA, 1223 nt
Organism: Drosophila grimshawi
Lineage: Eukaryota; Metazoa; Arthropoda; Insecta; Diptera; Drosophilidae
Product: novel acetylcholine receptor chaperone
Exons: 3
Coding region: 523-1005 (160 amino acids)
Biological process (GO): positive regulation of protein localization to cell surface; chaperone-mediated protein complex assembly
Cellular component (GO): endoplasmic reticulum
Source: RefSeq, a predicted model, not a curated record
AGUCUCAGUCCUCAGUCCAAAUUCGAACGCGAGUGUGCCGGGUAUAUAGAAAAAAAAGGAAAAAAAACGGCGCAAAACUCGGCAGCGAAAGCACAAUAUUCAUAAAAUUAUACAUACCAAAACCACAACGAGUGAUUUGCCAAACAUUCAACAAUUUUAAUACAUUUUUGUUGUUGUUGUUCUAUUCGCACGAACAAAAAAAAAGCUACGACGUGCGCUAAAAUUAGCGACCGGUGUAUUCAUAGGGUGUUUUGUAUGCUGUAUAUGAGACUCGUCCCGUCCCAGUCCCAAAACACACAUAGGCAACGCCCCCCCUUAGCGCCCGCAGACUACCUCUCUGUGGCAAACCAAUUGCUGAAUUAAAAACAUAUUUGGUGAAAUAGUAUUUGUUGCAAAUGAGAUGUGCAAAUGAUAUACAAAUAUUGUAAGCAUUAAACAAAAGUGCUUUCGUUGUUGGUGAAGUGAAGUGAAAAAAUCAAUUGAACACUAGAGUGGAAAAUAAAAUAAGGAUAAUCAGCAAAAAUGCCAGCUUCGAAUACGAUUGUGCUGAAGAGUUUGUCCAUAUUGCUGGGACUGUUCUUCAUAUUUGUGGGAACGCUCAAGCUGACGCCGCACAUCAGCAAGGAUCUGUACAAGGAUCUGCGAACGGAGUAUGUGAAAUAUGCCAAGGUAUUUCCGUUGACGGCUCUGUUUGGCGUUAAGAUACCCUCGAAAUGGUAUAGACGCACCGUGGGCAUUAUGGAGAUCGUUUGCGGACUGGCCAUGGCGUUAAUCCCCUAUCAUAAAAUCAAGAAUGUGGCGAAUGUGUUGCUGCUGAUGCUUAUGCUGCUGGGCAUCUAUCAGCACUGGAUGGUCAGUGAUCCCUUCGAGCGUUCUGGACCCGCGCUGGUGUUCACCUUUAUGCUGGGCGGUCGUCUGGUUGUCUGGUAUCAGACAAGUCGCAAGGAGGCCGCUGAUCUGGCGACGAUUAAUCUGCCACAAGCGAAUGGCCUCAAACAGGAGUAGAGCCUGGAACCUGCCUGCCACCCCCAGUACUGCGGUCAUCUAAUCCUCAAACUCAUAGACGCACUUGUAAACAGCUUUGUUUUAGCACAAUAACUGAUUAAUUGGCUCAGCAUCCAAAAUAAAAAACAAGGAAUCCUCAGAUACAAACAACAGCAACAAAUAUUAACGAAAUACUCAGAAAGAACUCUCAUUUCUAGUUAUAAAUUAAAUAAAAAUUA